AUGCAGGUGUAUGCCGUUUACGGCUUCCCGGUGACUCAAAAUAAAUGGCGGACUUGGCAAUUAGUCCGGAACGUGAGACCUGUGGAUGUCAUUCCGUGGCUUUGUAUAGGUGACUUUAAUGAUAUUCUUUCCCCGUCCGACAAGCUUGGGGGUGACCCACCUGACUUAGGUCAGAUGCAAGUGGCGAACCGAGCUUGUGCGGAUUGUGGGCUUCAUAGAGUGGAUGCAUCGGGUAACUCCUUUACUUGGGUUAACAAUAGAACGGGCCCUGAACGUGUUGAGGAAAGACUUGAUUAUGCUUUGAUUAAUAGAGCUUGGGAAGAUUUGUGGCCGAUCUCCAUGGUUUCUCACCUGAUUCGCCACCAAUCUGACCAUAGCCCGAUUGUGUUUCAUUGUGGUUCUCGCAGGGCUGAGAUCAAAAGGCAUAGAACGAAGAUGUUUCGUUUUGAGGAAUUGUGGCUUGAGGGUGGAGACGAGUGUGCGGAGGUUGUGGCAGAGGGUUGGAGCAGACAUAAUCAUUCUCUCAUCGGAAAGAUUGAUGUUGUUGGGCGUACUCUGAGUUCCUGGGGGAAAGAAAGAUAUGGUGAUUUACCAAAAAAGAUUGCGGAUACAAAGGCACGUAUACAGCGAUUACAAAGAGGCCGACAAUCUGACCAGGUGAUUUUAGAGACUAAGUUUGCGGAAAAGUCCUUGGAUGAGCUAUUGAAACAGGAGGAAAUUUUCUGGGGACAAAGGUCUAGGGCAAAUUGGUUAAAGCAUGGUGACAGGAACACUAAAUUUUUCCAUACUAAAGCGACUCAAAGGAGGAAGAGAAAUUUAAUUGAGGAGAUCCGGGAUGAUCAAGGAAGGAAUUUUGAGCAAGAUGUUGACAUUGCGAGAGUUUUAACAACUUACUUUGAAGGAAUCUUCUGCUCUUCUAACCCCUCAGGGGUAGAGGAGGUGGCCUCCCUUGUUGAUGGUCGGGUAACAGAUGCUCACAGGAGGAUCCUUUCGGUGCCUUUCACUCGUGAAGACAUAGAAGAUGCUUUGUUCCAGAUGCACCCCACGAAGGCACCUGGAUUGGAUGGUUUUCCAGCUCUGUUCUAUCAGAAGUUCUGGCAUAUUGUGGGUGAUGAUGUGACCGCUUUUUGCCUACAGGUUCUCCGAGGUGAGGUAUCACCAGGUAUGGUUAAUCAAACUCUGCUUGUGCUAAUCCCAAAGGUUAAAAAAUCUGUUUGUGCGAACCAAUUUAGGCCGAUUAGCCUCUGCAAUGUUAUUUUCAAAUUAAUUACCAAAACGAUUGCUAAUCGGUUGAAACUAAUUUUGAAUGAUUUGAUUUGCGAAGCUCAAAGUGCUUUUGUUCCUGGGAGACUAAUAACAGAUAAUGCGUUACUUGCUUUUGAAUGCUUCCACUACAUGAAGAAGCGUAUCACAGGAAGGAAUGGAAUGAUGGCUCUCAAGCUAGACAUGUCCAAAGCCUAUGAUCGUGUGGAGUGGCCCUUUUUAAGAGGUAUUCUAACCCAUAUGGGGUUUCCUUUAAAUUGGGUUGAGCUUAUCAUGUCGUGUGUUAACACAGUGAGUUUUUCUCUUAUGGUUAAUGGUAACCCACAACCGUUUUUCGCACCUCAUCGAGGUUUGCGACAAGGAGACCCUCUCUCUCCUUACUUAUUUAUUUUAUGUGGUGAAGCUUUCUCAGCUUUGAUUCAGCGUGCUAUCUCAGUUUCUGCUUUACAUGGUAUUAAGAUUGCAAGAUCUGCUCCUGUUAUCUCACACCUUUUGUUUGCAGAUGAUAGUGUUCUUUUUUCCCGGGCUUCGAUUCAGGAAGCAGAAUGUAUCAAAACCAUUCUUGCAACCUAUGAACGAGCUUCUGGGCAGGUGAUUAAUUUGGACAAGUCCAUGCUUUCAGUUAGCCGAAAUGUGCCAGAUAACCGUUAUUAUGAGCUACAACAGCUUUUGGGUGUAAAGGCAGUAGAAAGUUAUGAUAAGUACUUGGGGCUACCAACUAUCAUUGGUAAGUCUAAAAACCAAAUUUUCCAAUUUGUGAAAGAACGAGUGUGGAAGAAACUUAAGGGGUGGAAGGAGCGCACCUUGUCCAGAGCGGGUCGUGAAGUGCUAGUUAAAGCUGUGGCUCAAGCAAUCCCAUCAUAUGUAAUGUCUUGCUUUGUCUUACCAGAUGGCCUUUGUCAUGAGAUUGAAGGUAUGAUUUCUCGCUUUUAUUGGGGUGGUGAUGUAACCCGUCGGGGUAUGCAUUGGAUUAAUUGGAAAACUCUUUGCCGGCCCAAAGAUAAUGGGGGUCUCGGCUUUAGAAAUUUUAAAUCUUUUAAUUUGGCCCUAGUGGCAAAGAAUUGGUGGAGGAUACAAAACUAUCCGAAUACUCUCCUUGGUAGAGUUUUUAAGGCUUUAUAUUUUCCAGCAGGUAGCAUGAAUGGAGCCAAGAAAGGUUACCGUCCGAGUUAUGCGUGGACUAGUAUUCUAAAAACAUCGGAGUUGGCUAUGAAAGGAAGCAUGUGGCGUAUUGGUAAUGGAUUGAAUGUUCGUAUUUGGGAUGACAAUUGGCUCCCGCAUGGCCCUCCAAUUAAUUGCAGGCAAGAUGUGGUGGAGGAACUUAGUUUGAAAUUUGUAGCUGAUCUUAUCCAGCCAGGUGGUGGCUCUUGGAAUAAGGAAUUGGUGGAAUGGACUUUCUGUCCAAAUACUGCAUUGCGGAUCUUGGCUGUCCCCUUAUCGGUGCAUGCAACGGAAGAUUUACUUUUUUGGGGUGGAACUCCAGAUGGGUGCUAUACAGUGAGCUCUGGCUAUGCUUUUUUACAAAACGUAGCUAGCCAAGCUUCUCCUUCAUCAUCCACCUCGGCUGAACCUGGUUUUGAUGCGACUCUCUGGCGGAAGUUCUGGAAAGCUCCAUCCCUUCCUCGGGUUAAGGAGGUGGCAUGGCGUGUGUGUGUUGGAGCGGUGCCCACUAGGCUUUGUUUGCAUCGUAGAGGAAUGGACGUGGAUCCGAGUUGCCCGGUGUGUGGCCAUGAGGAGGAGAGCAUUGAUCAUCUUUUUAUCCAUUGUCCUGUUGCGCGAGGUUGCUGGUUUGUGAGCCUGGGUGUGCGCACAGAUGCUCGUACAUCGACCUUCAUGGACUUCAUGGCUGCGGUGCUGCGUGACAAGGAUGGCUGGUGCAUUGCAGAAGUUCAGCGCAUGAUCUAUUGCUUGUGGGAGGGUCGGAACAAGGUUCUUUUCGAGCUCCGUGAACCUGGUUGUCCUACGGUGCUGUCUCGUUUUGCAGCGAUGAAGUCCCCUUCACAGCUAGCGACGCAUGGGAGUCAGAGGGAGCGGUCGGUGGUGGCAAAAUGGUUGAGACCAGCAGCUGGGAUGAUUAAAAUUAAUGUGGAUGCCUCCCUUGGUGGUGAUUUUCUUGCUGGUUUCGGUAUGGUGGCUAGGGACGAGGAUGGCGAGAUCUUGGCGGCGGCUUCACACUACCCGACGGCUGCUACUUCAGCCACGAUGGCAGAGGCGUUUUGUCUCCAUUGGGCCAUGGAGCUUUCUUCACAGUUAGGAUUCAGGGGGGUGCAGUUUGAGACUGAUUGUCUUCAGCUUUUCCAUGCUUGGAAGAAGGGUGUUGGUCAUUCUCCUUUAUUUUCUUUGCUUCAGGAUUGUAAGGCUUUUGUUCGUUUGUUUGAUUGUGUUGAGUUUACUUUUACUCGUAGACAGGGCAAUACUUGUGCUGAUUUUAUGGCUCGGAACGCCUCUACCCUUUCAAAUACUGUUUGGGUGGAGGAGGGUCCCCCGGGUUUAUGUAACCUUUUACAGGCGAAUCUUUUGGCUUCUAUGCCGGUUAUGAUUUAA
Lotus japonicus is the source of this 3807-nucleotide messenger RNA. RefSeq lists its product as uncharacterized. The transcript has a single exon. The record is from RefSeq and is a predicted model, not a curated record. Gene Ontology annotation, molecular function: RNA-DNA hybrid ribonuclease activity; nucleic acid binding. The coding region runs from base 1 to 3807 and encodes 1268 amino acids. NCBI's taxonomy places the organism in Eukaryota, Viridiplantae, Streptophyta, Magnoliopsida, Fabales, Fabaceae.